Messenger RNA from Macrosiphum euphorbiae (potato aphid), 489 nucleotides. Lineage: Eukaryota; Metazoa; Arthropoda; Insecta; Hemiptera; Aphididae. The record is from the annotation of a GenBank genome assembly.
AUGGAAGAUAAUUCACUAGGAGGUAAAAGAUAUUUCAUUAUAUUUAAAGAUGAUUAUUCUAAAUAUACUUAUUUUUAUUUUAUGAAACAUAAAUCUGAGGUUACAGAAAAACUUGAUUGUUUUCUAAGUAUGGUUAAACCUCAAACAAAAUACGUUAUUAAAACUUUUAGAAGUGACUGUGGAUUAGAGUAUAAGAAUUUCGAAGUUCAAUCAAUUCUAAAUCAUCCAGGUAUAAAGCAUGAAACAAGUGUACCUUAUACUCCUGAACAAAAUGGAAAAGCUGAACGUUCAAUGAGGACUAUUUGUGAGGCAGCCAGAACAAUGAUAUAUGCCAAGAAUUUUCCAAAAUCACUGUGGGCAGAAGCAGUCAAUACAGUCGAACACGGACAAAUCGCCGUCGCCGUUUCGCCGUUGCCAUUUCGCCGUCGCAACUUCGCCGUAAAACCAUUUCGCCGUCGCUGUUUCGACGUGAGGCCACUUCGCCGUUAA